Messenger RNA from Salvia miltiorrhiza (redroot sage), 430 nucleotides. RefSeq lists its product as uncharacterized. The record is from RefSeq and is a predicted model, not a curated record. The transcript is spliced from 5 exons. Lineage: Eukaryota; Viridiplantae; Streptophyta; Magnoliopsida; Lamiales; Lamiaceae. Bases 59 to 430 code for a protein of 123 amino acids.
AGACAUUGAACUAUGCUAAUUAUAUUUUUAUUUCAUGUUUUGAGUUAAGGUACUAAGAAUGGCUGCUCAAUCCAAAAAGAAAAAGAAUCAGAAAGGUUAUGUUGAGGGAACAGGUGAUUCCCCUGUCAAAAAGAAGCAAAAGAGAAUUUCACUUCCUGGUAUAGUUAUUCGAGAACCGAUUUCUGGCCAAGUGAAGGGACCACGUACAAUUCAACAAGAUACAAAUAAGGGAAAAGGAAAAAUAAUUUUAGAUCCCGACUCUGCCAAAGUAAAGAAAUCGCGUACAGUGCAACAAUAUAAAAACAAGAAUCCAGAUCAAAUGAUUGAAGGUGAGUGUUCCAAGGCAGCUGAACGGAAAAAAAAUAAAGGAAAAAGAAUGUUGAGUGAACGUAAAUUUUGUGUAAAAUAUUAUAUUGUGGUUCAUUUUUAA